Messenger RNA from Poecilia latipinna (sailfin molly), 2879 nucleotides. It is a transcript of the gene henmt1, whose product is annotated as HEN methyltransferase 1. Gene Ontology annotation, molecular function: RNA methyltransferase activity; O-methyltransferase activity. The transcript is spliced from 9 exons. Gene Ontology annotation, biological process: piRNA processing; siRNA processing; RNA methylation. The record is from RefSeq and is a predicted model, not a curated record. Lineage: Eukaryota; Metazoa; Chordata; Actinopteri; Cyprinodontiformes; Poeciliidae. The coding region runs from base 59 to 1273 and encodes 404 amino acids. Gene Ontology annotation, cellular component: cytoplasm; nucleus.
CGCCCCCUACUGCCGAGGAGGUUAACAGACGGUCACAGAAAACUGUAGUGGAAGAAAAAUGAAUCCCAUUUUUACUCCGUCACUUCACAGCCAACGACAUCAGUUUGUCGUCGAUUUUGUCAGAAAAAACAAACCUAAUAAGGUAGCUGACCUGGGCUGCGGUGAGUGUCGGCUCCUGAAACGGCUCAAGUUUCAGCGGAACAUUGAGCUGCUGGUCGGGGUGGACAUCGAUGGUGCCAAAAUCAAGAAAAAGAUGCAAGGAUUGGCUCCUCUGUCUACAGAUUACCUGCAGCCUACCUAUGACCAGCUCCACAUAGAUCUGUACCAAGGUUCAGUCACACAACGGGACGCUCGGCUCCGAGGGUUCGACUUGGUGACCAACAUAGAACUCAUAGAACAUCUCACUCUUCCUGAUUUGGAGCUCUUUUCUUCUGUGGUUUUUGGAUACAUGAGACCAGCGAGCGUCAUUGUCAGCACCCCGAACUCUGAAUUCAACAAACUUUUACCUGGACUGACUGGUUUCAGACACAGCGAUCACAAGUUUGAGUGGAACCGAUCAGAGUUCAGAUCCUGGGCUCUUCAGGUGUGUUUGGAUUAUGGCUACGAGGCUGAAUUCACCGGAGUUGGAGAAGCGCCUCAGGAGCAGCAGGAAAGUGUCGGCUUCUGCUCCCAGAUUGCUGUGUUUCAAUGUUUCAACGUUUUACCCGACAGAGAUGAGGAGGAAGUGUUUUCCUACACUUUGGUGUACUCUGUAAAUUACCCCACUUUGCGUGACAACAACACUUUGCUCAGAGUCCUGGUGAGCGAGGUUCUGUACUGGGCAGAACAAAUGAAGAACAGGUGGAUGGAGGAAACGACUGGAGGGACGAAUGGUGUUUUACCUCACAGUCAGACUGAACAACAGGAACAAUCAGCCUGUACAGAAAGGUUGAAUUGUCCAGGUGAAGGGGAGGAGAGUACCGAGUCGCUUUGGACAAAAGACCAAGAAGAGUCCGGGACCUUAAACAGGUUUGCCGUUGUUCCUCUGGCGGCGCUCUGGUCCUUCUGUCCGAAAAUCGCUGAACUGAGUGGAAAUCUUUCAAAUCUGAGACGACUCCUGGUGGAUCAGCCUCAAGUGAAACUGUCCCAGGAUGGAUCCGCUCUGCUUGUAAAAUGUGAAGAACAAGAACCAGAGCAGACUGACAGUGAUGAAGAGGAGGAUGAAGAAGAUGCGUCAGCUGUCCAGUGCUCCCAUCAAAUUGAACCAGAGGAAGACUGGGAAGCGAAUAUUUGACUUGGAGAAAUCAGUUUUGUUGUCAGGAACAGUUGAGAAUGUAAAUUAAUCUACCCUAAGGUGAAUGUUUGAAAAAACAAAAAAAAAGAGAAAAGUUUUUUAGUUUUUUUUAGUCUGAAGGCUCGUAAAGUGAAAAUAAACCCGAACAACGAAUCGUAAUUAUUCAUGGAAAAACUGAGGCAGCAUGGAGGCAUUUUGAACUGUUUUAUUCAACAGUGCUGGGGAGACAUUUUGCCGUUCAGUCAUUAGGGAAGCAGUUUGUCCAGAAAAACAGAUCCGUAACAGAGAACACUCAACGCGUCAGAACGGCACUUUACAAUAGAUUAGUUUACAGUUUUAAUUAGACAACAGCUUCACAGAAGAGAAAAGCACCAUGUUUGGAACAUGUUAGGUACCGAGAUGAACACACCUGCGUCACACAGGUAAACGCGUUUUGUUCCGAACAAAAAGACAAAAAAAUCACCUUCAGACGAUAAGACAUCUGGCAGCCAGAGUUCAAACAUUUACUCAAACAAUUGCUCAUUAAAAAGACACUUUAUUUUCAGACAACAUUUAUUAAAAAUGUCACAUUGGCAACAUAGAAAACAAAAACAAUAGUAUCUCUUUUUUUCAGAAAUCUUCAAAUCAAAAACAACUAAAAAUGAUGAAUUACUUCAUACAACAUUUUAUGAGAACAAAAUUACAUUUUGGAUGAUGAACAAGUGAACAAUUAUUCCUUCGAAGUGAAAAUGGAUGGCACAAUAAGAAAUGAGGAGGAUAAAAUGCGCCUGGCUUUGACGGAAACUUCCACAAAGCUGAGAAGAUUAUAACCAUGCAUGUCACAAAAUGGCCUAUUUAAAACACCAAAGGUUUGUGCAGAGAUGGCUGUAAUGAGUUUAACAUUUAUUCUACGAUUUGCAGUCACUUCUGAUGAAAAACAAAGCUUAAAGUUUCUGCAGAGCCCGUUUUCUAGACGGCUGAGCUGUUGAUACGCCGUCAUGAACUUUGAACCCUAACAGGAUAUGAACAGUCUUCAUACAAUAAGAGGAAUUCAACACAGAUUCAUUCAUUAGUGCAGUUUUCUACCAUAGGUUUUCCUUCCACUCAACUUUCCCUGCGUAUUCUUGGAUACAGCCAGGUUGAUUUAAUAAUUACAUUUUUAUGGCUAACCCUGCUUGCUGAGGGUCUCAGUUCCUGGCUGCUGGAAAACGGUCAUGUCGGCUUUUUUCACAAUGAUUGUGAGAACGAUUUAUUUAAAUAUCAACAUGUGUGAGAAGUACGGAAGACAAAUGGGGCCACUAGAAAAAAAACAAACCAAAUUAGACUUUUCCCCCAAAAUUUAGACUCUUCCCCCUAAAAGUUCUGAAUUUAACCUCAAAAUUCAGACUUCAAUUUCAGAAUUGACUCUUUUUCUAAGAAUUCUGACUUAGAUCUCAGAAUUUUGAUUUGAAUCUUAGAAUUUUGACUUUUUCUCUAAAAAGUCUAAAAAGUCAAAAUUCUGAGUUUAAAGUCAGAAUUUUAUUUUAUUUUUUUCACUGGCCUUGAUUCUCUUCCACAUUAGUGAAUCUUAAAUGAGAUUACUUAAAUGUAAAUUGCUGCUGUUUGCUCAUAAAUGCAUCUGACCGUU